GAUGCGACAUCCACAGCAUCAGGAUGGUAUAAAUGACAGGCAGCCCCAGCAGGAAGGGGAGACUCCAGCAGGAAGCCGCACAGCAGAACGAAGAAGUAGACGUCAAACACGAUGUUGCGAGAGAGCCACGCCCUGGUCCUGCUGCUGGUGAUGCUGAUGCUGAUGCCCGAGAGUGACGGUUGGUGGUGGGGAGGGAGGAGGCGUCGCAGGGUCGUGAUACAGCAAAGCCAUGAUACCAACACCAACAACUGCCACUGCGGCGCCACCAUCAAGGAACUUCUGGACCUGUUGCGAGCCUUGAGGGCAAAGAAACUGGGUAGACGUGACGUUGCCACGAUUCUCGAUGUUGAUGAAGGCGACCCACUCCUGGCAGGGGUGAUGCAGAAACGUGACGGGGUGGUUGCUAAAGAAGAGCUGUACGAUGCUGCAAAGCGAGCAGCUACUCGCUCGCAGAACACCAACCAGUGUCACUGUGGACAGCAGGUGCUGCAACAACUUGGACGUAGCCUGGACUGACGAUCUAUCCUCAAUGUCCCGGAGACACGAGUUGCCACAGACUGACAAAUAAACAUGAAGCAUGCA
This is a messenger RNA of Haliotis rufescens (red abalone), 582 nucleotides long. RefSeq lists its product as uncharacterized. The transcript has 5 exons. Lineage: Eukaryota; Metazoa; Mollusca; Gastropoda; Lepetellida; Haliotidae. Bases 112 to 516 code for a protein of 134 amino acids. The record is from RefSeq and is a predicted model, not a curated record.